Molecule: messenger RNA, 4268 nt
Organism: Archocentrus centrarchus (flier cichlid)
Lineage: Eukaryota; Metazoa; Chordata; Actinopteri; Cichliformes; Cichlidae
Gene: gal3st3
Product: galactose-3-O-sulfotransferase 3
Exons: 3
Coding region: 303-1712 (469 amino acids)
Biological process (GO): glycolipid biosynthetic process
Cellular component (GO): membrane
Molecular function (GO): galactosylceramide sulfotransferase activity
Source: RefSeq, a predicted model, not a curated record
GACAGACAGCAGAUCUGCAGCCUCACUGACUGCUACACCUGAACACUCACCAAACAGUGCCGACAGCACACAAACGGAGAGCCAAGUGAAGGCGAGGAGGAGGAACGGCAGGGUCUCAAAAAAUUAAAAUAAAAAAUAAAAACGCGGAAAAAGAAGAAUAAAAAGGCGGGGGAGGAGGAGAGGGGAGAAGCGGCAGCCGGCUGGCCGGGACACGCAGCCCGUCUGAGGGGAGAAAUCUCCGCCACGACCGUCACAUCACAUCACAGCUCGGAGAUGACAAAGUCCCAGUGAAGCAGAGAGAGAUGUCGCAGAAGAAGAUAUUCCUGGUCGUCAUUGCCAUCAGUACUGUCAGUCUUCUGCUGCACCAUGGGGGUCACUUGAACUGGCCCAUGGAAGCCUUCCACCUUGGUUGUCCAGCCCUGCGCUCUCACCCAGCCCCAGGCCUGAAGCCUAAACACACCAAUGUUGUUUUCCUGAAGACCCACAAAACAGCUAGCACCACCAUGCAGAACCUGCUGUUCCGAUUUGCAGAGCGCAACAACCUGACGGUGGCAUUGCCCGUACAGGCCUGCAGUCACCAGUUUUGCUACCCGCGCUCCUUCACAUCUCACUUUGUGCAUCCGCACACGCUACCACCAAACAUCAUCACCAGCCACAUGCGCUUCAAUAAGGCUGAGCUGCAACGUCUGAUGCCAAAUGAUACAAUAUACAUCACAAUCUUGAGAGAGCCCGGCUCCAUGUUUGAGUCCUUGUUCAGUUACUACAACCAGUACUGUCAGAGUUUCAAGAGGGUUCCUAAUGGCUCACUAGAGACGUUCUUAGAGGAGCCCUUGCGCUACUACAGGCCAGAUGAGAAGGACUCCAUGUAUGCACGCAACACCUUGACCUUUGACUUGGGUGGAGACAAAGAUCGUCCAGCGACAGAUGUGGCUUAUGCACGAGUCUUUGUGGCAGAGGUGGAGCGAGUGUUCUCCCUGGUGAUGAUUGCUGAGUACUUUGAUGAGUCGCUGGUUCUACUUCGACAUCUCCUAUCCUGGGAUCUGGAUGACAUUUUGUAUGUUAAGCUCAACAUGCGGACACCAAGUUCCAAGCGGAGCCUGACUCCUGGUCUUCGUGCAAAGAUCCGGGCCUGGAAUUCCUUAGAUGCCCGUCUCUAUGACCACUUUAAUGCCUCAUUGUGGCACCGACUCUCUGCUUUGGGCCCAGCCUGUGUGGCAAGGGAAGUGCGACUCCUUCGUCGGGCUCAGGAGAGGCUGAUGAGAAGCUGUUUCGGUGGGCGGAUGCCACUUCUCCGUUCAGCUGCUCAAAUCAAAAACAAGGAUCUCCGCCCCUGGCAGCCUAGUGGAAAAGUCGACAUAGUGGGUUAUGACCUCCCAGUAAAUCUCAGCCACGGCUUCUCGAGCCAGGCUCAGGAGCUCUGCCUCAAGCUCAUCAUGCCAGAAGUCCAAUACACACGGGUGCUCCUACGCUCCCAGUCUCUGCGAUACCGUCGAGGCUAUCAGCUUCGGCCUCAACAGCAGUCACAUCCCCUCCAGCAGCCUGCUCGCACAGUCCUGCUUCGGCAUCAAGUCCACCGCAGCCAGCCACCACCCGCUGCUGCUCCAGUCCCUGCCUCAGGAACGGGGUCCACCUCCACCUCAAAGGCUGUUUCAGGAACUCAAGGUCAGGCAACAAAGCAAGGGCCUAAAUCCUCACAAAUUCAGUCCUCAUAGGCUGAAAAACAGACUUGAAAAUAAUCAGAGUGCCCAGCAGACUGCAUUGUUCAACUCAUCCUAACUCAUGAAGCUAUGAUUGUUGGCUGGUGUGGGAUUUUGGAAACAAGGCUGUCCUUGGGAAAAUGUUGGAUUUGUUCUUGAAUUAGUGUCUCUUAUGUUCCUUCCUGCCUUUGAGAUGACAAUAAAUAAAGGAAAAAAGGGGUUGGACAUAUCUGGACUUGAACUUGAAUCUCUCUCCUUUCUGGUCCGUCAGAUGGUAUCAGGGUUUGAAGGCACAAAAGCCGGAGGAACACUGGAACUAAACUGAAACCCUACUGCAUGCCUCUGCACCCCUGACUGCGGUGAAUGCGAGAGGGUUUUAGGUGAAAGUGGUCCUUUGAAGAAAAUCUGUUAUAUGCGUCUGGGACUCAAUAGGGAAGUGGCGAUAUCAGGCCUAUUGUGCAGCACAGAGUGUGCUUUGUGUGUAUCACACUGGGAUAGUAUUAUGUUACUUGUAUUUGUUCUCUGUUUCUCAAGCUCUCAUUCGCUCUCUCCCUAACAUAUGCCACUUAAAGUCCAUGAGGAGACGUAAUGACAUAAAGGGAUCGGCUGUCAGGCCUCCGAAGAGCUUCCUAAGAGGCCAGACAGGCAUUGAAAUCAGCUCCAACCAUUAAUAUGACAGCACAAAAACAACUCUUCUUUUUUUUUUUCUUACUAACUCUAGAACCUAAAGCAGUGGCGGGAGAGGGGAUAAAAAGGCCAGAGAGAUAGAGAAAGAUGAAGACUUUAUCCAAGGGGGCAAGCCUAAAAACUGCUGGAUACUCAAUUUAGCCACCCAUUAUCACUAUAAAUCCCACAGAGACUGAGCACACGUACAAAGCCUAUGUCUCGUCAGCGUUUUGACCUCCCUCGCUUCCUCCUAACAUCCUUCUCUCCAUUCACCACCUUGUCAUUGCUGCUGUUACCCUCUGGUCAGGCUCUCCAUCCAGCGAGAAACACUAACAUCGUUUUUCCUCACCCCGGUCUUCAUCGAACAGCUAGACGAGAUCACACCUCGCCUCGCGGAGACUUUAUGUUAAAGGCGAAGCUUCUAGAUGUGGGGAUUCAUUUUAAAGCUUGGGCGUUAUUGCAAUAAGAUCUCCAGGCCUUCACCCUCAUAUGAAAGGUGUAUAUUUAAUAACCUACCAGCAACCCCAUGUCACACAUACACUCAGACACACACUGGCACAAACAAAAACAUAAAACUCCUUGACAGGACAAAGACUUGAAGCCUGUGGAUCACAGUGUUUGAAUAUUUAAUCACCUCCUCUCACAGCCCGUCUAUGGCCCAGGUUCUAGGGUUACGCGGCUGUACAUUUUAAUUAAGGACAUGUUCAACCAGGUGAAAGCUGCUCAUUCUGGACCCUGAAGCACAGAAGGACAAAGAGAGAGUGAAUCUUAAAGCCUCUUAAGGCAGCUGGGCCAGCUGGGAUCUUAGAGAGUCUUCAUUUAUCUCGGCUGUGAUCCAUUUUUAAUGCUUUCUGCUCAUGUUUAAUGUGUCAUUUAUUUUCUUUUAUUACUCCAGUGAUCAGUGAGGUUCUGUUGAGGAAGUGGAGGAACAAUAUAGUUGUGAGGCUGUGUGAGAGAAUGUGUUUGAGCCAAGAAACGGUUUUCUCGGCUCCCGUUAUUUUCUUUUUUCCUGUGGCCUGCAAGAUUUAUUAAACUAUGUAUUAUUUAUUAUCGGGACUUAAUGAGUCCCAUUAUUGUAUUUUUAACUGUUAUUUUUCAUGAAUCACUGGAUAAAAACUGCUUUUCCAUCGAUUUGGUGGCCCAUCGUGUGUGCAGCUUACCUCUUCAGGCAGCAGAGAUGGAACAAGGCAUGCGGAAACGGUUUAAAAUAUUAAUUCUGUACAUGUUUUACAAAUGCAGAACUACAACAAACCGCACAUCGAAUCAACUUUAGUGGCUUCAGAGUUAAUCUCCCAUUCAGCAGCAUUAAGUGCUUAACCACACUUUGCUUUUGUGGUUUGAGUGUGUCAUACCACAGGUAACAAUAAUAAACACACACACACACACACGCUGCUGCUGCUGCUGCUGCUUUGACAGGGAUAAAAAAAACAACGAAGCCAUUGAGAAAUAAACGCAAAGAGAGGACACAGUUUUCUGAAGUGGCUGUGAGUGUGAAUGUGUGCAUGCAUGACAUUUUUUAUUUAUUAGACAUUUGAAAUGUGUUCGGAUAUGUGUAAAAAAAAUUCUUCAGGAUAUAUACGCUGUAAAUCGUGGGUAAACAUGAAGAAGGCUGUGGUUUUGUAUUUUCUUGCUCCCAUGAAAAGACCCAAACCAGCAAUAUGUAAAUUGGUCUGCCAACUUCCUGCUGUGAAAGCACACCAUAAAUUCCUAAAAAGGUUCACACAUAAGGUACUGGGCGAAAGUCUUGAGUCACCAUUCAUUUCUUUUUAUAUCGUUAGAAAAAAUGUUAAAUAGGUACGUAGAUUUAUUGAAACAUGGACACACAUCCAUGAAAAUACAUUAUAUAAGUUAAAAACAGAGUUUGUACAAUUCUAGCAAGCUUGAAAGUGAAUAUUUGGUAUGAUC